Molecule: messenger RNA, 3375 nt
Organism: Piliocolobus tephrosceles (Ugandan red Colobus)
Lineage: Eukaryota; Metazoa; Chordata; Mammalia; Primates; Cercopithecidae
Product: ATP-binding cassette sub-family F member 1
Exons: 25
Coding region: 105-2651 (848 amino acids)
Molecular function (GO): ATP hydrolysis activity; ATP binding
Source: RefSeq, a predicted model, not a curated record
GGGUUGGCCGCGGCGGCUUGGAGAGCCAGCCCCAUCGGGGUUCCCCGCCGCCGGAAGCGGAAAUAGCACCGGGCGCCGCCACAGUAGCCGUAACUGCCACCGCGAUGCCGAAGGCGCCCAAGCAGCAGCCGCCGGAGCCCGAGUGGAUCGGGGACGGAGAGAGCACGAGCCCAUCAGACAAAGUGGUGAAGAAAGGGAAGAAGGACAAGAAGAUCAAAAAAACGUUCUUUGAAGAGCUGGCAGUAGAAGAUAAACAGGCUGGGGAAGAAGAGAAAGUACUCAAGGAGAAGGAGGAGCAGCAGCAGCAGCAGCAACAGCAACAGCAGCAGCAAAAAAAGAAGCGAGAUAUCCGAAAAGGCAGGCGGAAGAAGGAUGUGGAUGAUGAUGGGGAGGAGAAAGAGCUCAUGGAGCGUCUUAAGAAGCUCUCAGUGCCAGCCAGUGAUGAGGAGGAUGAAGUACCCUCCCCAAAACCCCGCGGAGGGAAGAAAACCAAGGGUGGUAAUGUUUUUGCAGCCCUGAUUCAGGAUCAGAGUGAGGAAGAGGAUGAAGAAGAAAAACAUCCUCCUAAGCCUGCCAAGCCAGAGAAGAAUCGGAUCAAUAAGGCCGUAUCUGAGGAACAGCAGCCUGUGCUCAAGGGCAAAAAGGGAAAGGAAGAGAAGUCAAAAGGGAAGGCUAAGCCUCAAAAUAAAUUCGCUGCUCUGGACAAUGAAGAGGAGGAUGAAGAAGAAGAAAUAAUAAAGGAAAAGGAGCCUCCCAAACAAGGGAAGGAGAAGGCCAAGAAGGCAGAGCAGGGCUCAGAGGAAGAAGGAGAAGGGGAAGAAGAGGAGGAGGAAGGAGGAGAGUCUAAGGCAGAUGAUCCCUAUGCUCACCUUAGCAAAAAGGAGAAGAAAAAGCUGAAAAAACAGAUGGAGUAUGAGCGCCAAGUGGCUUCAUUAAAAGCAGCCAAUGCAGCUGAAAAUGACUUCUCCGUGUCCCAGGCAGAGAUGUCCUCCCGCCAAGCCAUGUUAGAAAAUGCAUCUGACAUCAAGCUGGAGAAGUUCAGCAUCUCCGCUCAUGGCAAGGAGCUGUUCGUCAAUGCAGACCUGUACAUUGUAGCCGGCCGCCGCUACGGGCUGGUGGGGCCCAAUGGCAAGGGCAAGACCACACUCCUCAAGCACAUUGCCAACCGAGCCCUGAGCAUCCCUCCCAACAUUGAUGUGUUGCUGUGUGAGCAGGAGGUGGUAGCAGAUGAGACACCAGCAGUCCAGGCUGUUCUUCGAGCUGACACCAAGCGAUUAAAGCUGCUGGAAGAGGAGCGGCAGCUUCAGGGACAGCUGGAACAAGGAGAUGACACAGCUGCUGAGAGGCUAGAGAAGGUGUAUGAGGAAUUGCGGGCCACUGGGGCAGCAGCUGCAGAGGCCAAAGCACGGCGAAUCCUGGCUGGCCUCGGCUUUGACCCUGAAAUGCAGAAUCGACCCACACAGAAGUUCUCAGGGGGCUGGCGCAUGCGUGUCUCCCUGGCCAGGGCACUGUUCAUGGAGCCCACACUGCUGAUGCUGGAUGAGCCCACCAACCACCUGGACCUCAACGCUGUCAUCUGGCUCAAUAACUACCUCCAGGGCUGGCGGAAGACCUUGCUGAUUGUCUCCCAUGACCAGGGUUUCUUGGAUGAUGUCUGCACUGAUAUCAUCCACCUCGAUGCCCAGCGACUCCACUACUAUAGGGGCAAUUACAUGACCUUCAAAAAGAUGUACCAGCAGAAGCAGAAAGAACUGCUGAAGCAGUAUGAGAAGCAAGAGAAAAAGCUGAAGGAGCUGAAGGCAGGCGGGAAGUCCACCAAGCAGGCGGAAAAACAAACGAAGGAAGCCCUGACUCGGAAGCAGCAGAAAUGCCGACGGAAAAACCAGGAUGAGGAAUCCCAGGAGGCCCCUGAGCUCCUGAAGCGCCCUAAGGAGUACACUGUGCGCUUCACUUUUCCGGACCCCCCACCACUCAGCCCUCCUGUGCUGGGUCUGCAUGGUGUGACAUUCGGCUACGAGGGCCAGAAACCACUCUUUAAAAACCUGGAUUUUGGCAUCGACAUGGAUUCAAGGAUUUGCAUUGUGGGCCCUAAUGGUGUGGGGAAGAGUACGCUACUCCUGCUGCUGACUGGCAAGCUGACACCGACCCAUGGGGAAAUGAGAAAGAACCACCGGCUGAAAAUUGGCUUCUUCAACCAGCAGUAUGCAGAGCAGCUGCGCAUGGAGGAGACACCCACUGAGUACCUGCAGCGGGGCUUCAACCUGCCCUACCAGGAUGCCCGCAAGUGUCUGGGCCGCUUCGGCCUGGAGAGUCACGCCCACACCAUCCAGAUCUGCAAACUCUCUGGUGGUCAGAAAGCGCGAGUUGUGUUUGCCGAGCUGGCCUGUCGGGAGCCUGAUGUCCUCAUCUUGGAUGAGCCAACCAAUAACCUGGACAUAGAGUCUAUUGAUGCUCUGGGGGAGGCCAUCAAUGAAUACAAGGGUGCUGUGAUCGUUGUGAGCCAUGAUGCCCGACUCAUCACAGAAACCAACUGCCAGCUGUGGGUGGUGGAGGAGCAGAGUGUCAGCCAAAUCGAUGGUGACUUCGAAGACUACAAGCGGGAAGUGUUGGAGGCCCUGGGUGAAGUCAUGGUCAGCCGGCCCCGAGAGUGAGCUUUCCUUCCCAGAAGUCUCCCGAGAGGCAUACUUGUGUGGCCUAGAAGUCCCCUGUGGUCUCCCCUUCUCAUCUGAAGACUGCCUCUGGCCUGCAGCUGACCUGGCAACCACUCAGGCACAUGAAAGUGGAGUGUGACCUUGAUCCCACUCUGACUGCAUCUAUUUCUCUGAAAGACUUGUUUGUUCUGCUUUUCUUCAUAUAACUGAGCUGGCCUUAUCCUUGGCAUCCCCCUAAACAAACAAAAGGUGACCACCUUAUUGUGAGGUUCCAUGCAGCCAAGUUUAUGUGGCCUAUUGUCUCAAGACUGUCAUCACUCAGAAGCCUGCCUCUGGUUUACCCGACAGCUUCAGGCCCAGCUGCUCCCUGGUCUUUGGGUGGUGCUGUUCUUUUCUGGUGGAUUUAAUGCUGAGUCACUGGUACAAACAGCUGUUGAAGCUCAGAGCUGGAGGUGAGCUUCUGAGGCCUUUGCCAUUAUCCAACCCAAGAUUUGGUGCCUGCAGCCUCUUGUCUGGUUGAGGACUUGGGGCAGGAAAGGAAUGCUGCUGAACUUGAAUUUCCCUUUACAAGGGGAAGAAAUAAAGGAAAGGAGUUGCUGCCGACCUGUCACUGUUUGGAGAUUGAUGGGAGUAUUGAAACUGUUCUCAGUCUUGAUUUGCUUUAUUCAGUUUUCUAGCAGCUUUUAAUAAUCCCCUCAUCCCCACUAAAUGGAUCUUGUUUGCA